Messenger RNA from Camelina sativa (false flax), 998 nucleotides. RefSeq lists its product as uncharacterized. The record is from RefSeq and is a predicted model, not a curated record. Gene Ontology annotation, cellular component: chloroplast. Gene Ontology annotation, molecular function: RNA binding. NCBI's taxonomy places the organism in Eukaryota, Viridiplantae, Streptophyta, Magnoliopsida, Brassicales, Brassicaceae.
AAAAAACCAAAACCCAAAACCCAUUGUUGUUUUGGUGGUGGCAAUGGAGAGAGUGACAGCAACAUCGUCUUCUUCAUCGACUCACCUUAUCCACAAUAUUCUCCGACAUCCCAAACCACCGUCUUCGGUCUGUCUCUUCCUUCGACCCUUUUGCUUCUCCGCUUCAAUCUCUCAGUCCAGCAAGCCUCGCCUUCAACCAUUCUCCUCAAAGUCUCUUCCUUCUCCUUCUACCUCACUCGAAGAAGAAGAGCUGGAUAGUGGAGUGGUCUCCUCCGUGAGAGGAAUUGAAGAUUCGGAAUCGGAGAUGGUGGGUUUAGAAGAUAAGGAAGAGAAAACAGAGAAGAUGAAGAAGAAGGCUCGGGGGUCGAGUUUGAAGUUGUCGAUAAAGGAGAAGAAGGAAUUGGCUUCUUACGCCCAUAGUUUGGGUGAUAAAUUGAAAUGUCAACUCGUAGGCAAAUCUGGUGUUACUGACUCAGUGGUUUUCUCCUUCCUCGAGACUCUCGAGAAGAACGAGCUCUUAAAGGUGAAAAUACGCAAGACAUCACCCGAUGAGCUAGAGGAUGCGGUUCAGCAUUUGGAGGAAGCGACUGGUUCGGUAGCAGUAGGGCAAAUCGGGCGGACUGUGAUAUUGUAUCGGCCUAGUCCAACCAAAAUGAAAGCAGAGGAGAAGAAGAAGGAAGUUGAGAGAAUGUCAAUUAGUAGAAGGCAGAAAUACACAAACACUAGACCCACUAAACCCUUUAGAAGAGAGUAUUCAGAGAGACCUGAUGGACGUGGACGCAGAGGCGGAAGUAGAGUUUCAACGGCUUGAACUUUUUUACCUGGUUUGUUUGUUAUCAUCUCAACACUAGUAAUGUAUUUUCAUUUUCUUCAAGAAUACAACAAUUACACUGAUCUGUAGUAAGCCAAAUCAUCCCUUGUUGGGAAGCUUUAACCAUGUUGUGAACAAGAAAUGCCGAUCAGUGUGUCGUCGAAGGAACAAGACAAUUUUGAGUAAA